GAUUCAAUGCAUACAAUGGCGGAAGAGAUCAAUGAUUUGAGACAACAAUUGUGUUCAGAAAAGAGUAAUCAAGAAGUGGUCACAGAUUUGAGUGAAUUGUCGACAAAAAACAGUGCUUUAAGUGAAGAGAUGUCGGCUUUGAAAGCGAGGAAUGAGUCCGAAGUGAAGACAUUAAAAGCAGAGCUGAAGACAGCCAUGGAUUCAAUGGAGACAAUGAUUACCGAAAAUAAUAAUUUGAAACAAACGGUGUAUUCGUUGUCACAAAUGAUUUCUUAUAACAUGAGUAAUCAAAAUAUGGCCACAGAUUUAAAGCACAAAUUGAGUGAAAUGUCGACAAAAAACACUGAAUUAAGUGAAGAGUUGUCGGCAUUGAAGACAUCGAAACAUAUCAUUGAAUCCGAUGUCAAACAAUUGGCUCAAGAAAUCAAUGCUUUAAAUAUAAGGCAUUCAGUGAGUGAUUCGUCGUCCAGUUGUUCAUCGAUCGGAUCCCACAAUCAAUUGACCACUAAUUCAGACAAAACCAGAGAUGAGAUCAAUGGUUGCCAAUCAGUGUUGAAGAAACUUCUGACGUCUCCACGUCUUAGCCAUAGCAGGGAAUCACUGCCAGAGCUAUUCAAAUAGACUUGCAGUAAAUUCAAUGAUUUUUACAUUAUUGAUAAUGAAUCUUUUGGUAACGAAUGUAACUCAAUAAUGAUUAAUACAAAUUAUUAUGUCUUAUUAGCAC
Medioppia subpectinata is the source of this 724-nucleotide messenger RNA. The record is from the annotation of a GenBank genome assembly. NCBI's taxonomy places the organism in Eukaryota, Metazoa, Arthropoda, Arachnida, Sarcoptiformes, Oppiidae.